AUGUUUGAUUCAGUCAAGCAGUCGGUGCUCUACCAGGAGCUGAGUCUCCGUUUGGUGUUCAUUGGGUGCUUCGUCUCCCUUGGAGCCAUGGGCUUCGGAUUUGACAAUUCCUGGUGGGGAGGUGCACUGGGUCUGUCGCCAUUUGGCAAGAAAUAUGGUGUAUGGGACGAGGCCCAGAAUGAUUGGACUGUCCCGUCCGAGAAGCAGUCCGCGGGAACAGGGACAGGGUCUGCCGGUAUCAUCCUCGGCUGUCUCGCUGCCCCGUGGUUGUGUUCCAAUCUGGGUCGCCGACCCACUCUGCUAGUCAUGGCAGGCUUUCUGAUUGUGGGUAUCAUCCUGGAGGCCACUGCUUUGACCUCCUUCUGGCAGCUGGUUGUGGGUCGUAUCGUCGUCUAUUCCGGCAUUGGCCUGGCGUCUAAUGUGGUGCCCAUGUAUCAAUCGGAGUGUGCACCGGCCAAGGUUCGAGGCGCUUUCCUCGCUGCUUACUCGUUCUGGAACACCUUCGGUGCUUUUCUUGCCACGCUGGUCGUGUACUUGUGUCAGAGAAUUACAAGCCAAUGGGCUUACCUUACCGUGAUUCUCUGUCAGCUCAUGGUCCCUGUCGGAAUCCUCCUGUCCUAUCAUUUUCUCCCUGAAACACCUCGAUUUCUGGUUUACCGAGGGCGUUUCGAAGAAGCCGAGGCCGCCAUCAAAGACCUAUAUGGUCCUCACUACAAUGCAGCGGAAGAAGUGCAACUUCUACGACUCCAAGUCGAAGAGCAGCGAGAGCUUCACAAGGCGACCAGCAUUAUGGACUGUUUCAAAGGCACCAACCUGCGACGAACGAUUAUCGCCGCGGGUGUUCAAAUCCUGCAGCAAGCUCAAGGCGUCUCAUUCAUCAACAACUUCAUCGUGACCUUCAUGAAGCAGCUUGGAUUUGCCGAUCCUUUGAAAUAUAACGUGAUUGUCAUUGCCUGUGGUUUAGUAGCCAACGUGAUCUCUUUCUACACCUUCGAUAAGAUCGGUCGGCGGUCCAACAUGUUCUGGGGUGCAUUCCUCAUGGCCGCGAUGAUGCUCGGAGUCGGAGGCACGACAGCCAAUGGAUACGGGGUCCUUUCCCCGAUGACGCAGAACGGCUGCGUCGCCAUGUUGGUCCUUUGGUAUUUCUUCUACGGCCUCUCCUGGGGCCCGGGCGUGUGGAUCCUGGGUGGAGAAAUUGGCACUGGUCAACUGCGUGAGCACACGCUGCUUUUGUCUUCACUGGGCAGUUUCGUCACCUCGGUGCCCAUUAAUUUCGUGAAUCCGUAUGUUCAGGCCGCAAUUGGUGGUAGAACGGCUAUCAUCUAUGGUAGUUUCUCGGUUGCCGCUUUAGCAUUCGUCUACUUCUUGCUCCCCGAGACGAAGGAUCGCUCUUUGGAGGAACUAGAUGAAAUGUUCCAGCAGAAGGUUCCGACGCGGCAGUUCAAGGGUUAUGUCUGCACUGGAUUGGGCGCCCAGAUCAGAAAUCUGGAGAACAAGGAUGAUGUUGCCGAGAAGAAGAUCAAGGAUAUUGAGCAUAUCGAAGCUGCUAUAUAA
Messenger RNA from Aspergillus affinis, 1554 nucleotides. Its product is annotated as High-affinity glucose transporter. Gene Ontology annotation, cellular component: membrane. Gene Ontology annotation, molecular function: carbohydrate:proton symporter activity. Gene Ontology annotation, biological process: carbohydrate transport; transmembrane transport. The transcript is spliced from 3 exons. The record is from RefSeq and is a predicted model, not a curated record. Bases 1 to 1554 code for a protein of 517 amino acids. Lineage: Eukaryota; Fungi; Ascomycota; Eurotiomycetes; Eurotiales; Aspergillaceae.